Messenger RNA from Akanthomyces muscarius, 438 nucleotides. RefSeq lists its product as uncharacterized. NCBI's taxonomy places the organism in Eukaryota, Fungi, Ascomycota, Sordariomycetes, Hypocreales, Cordycipitaceae. The transcript has 3 exons. The record is from RefSeq and is a predicted model, not a curated record. The coding region runs from base 1 to 438 and encodes 145 amino acids.
AUGAUCCCAACUCUAGUACGAAGGCUGGCGCAACCCGCCAAGGAAGCGGCCAUCAAGUCGACGCAGGCCAGCAACUUUCCACAGACCAAAAAAGUCUGGCCACCCAACUUCAAGGAGCUCAGCCACCAGCAGCAGCUGCGCUUUGAGAAAAAGUACAAGCGUCGCGUCUCACGGGCCAACUACUCGCCGCGAUGGGACAAGGGCGUCAAGUAUGCGCAGCUGGCAACCAUUACGGCUGCCUUGAUAUGGCUCCUGUUCUACUCCGAGUUCGAAUGGUGGGGCCAGAAAUAUAAGCCAUCCGAAGAGAUUCGUCGGCGCGCGCAAUACUUGUUUGGCGUCAUGGACCCUGACAAGCGCUACGAGCGUCGCAAAGACAUGGUUGAGCCAGUCAGCGCGAGCAGCGCCACCAGCGACAGCAAAGAGUCUCCCUCAAAAUAA